Molecule: messenger RNA, 1344 nt
Organism: Cuculus canorus (common cuckoo)
Lineage: Eukaryota; Metazoa; Chordata; Aves; Cuculiformes; Cuculidae
Gene: LDHB
Product: lactate dehydrogenase B
Exons: 8
Coding region: 161-1162 (333 amino acids)
Biological process (GO): carboxylic acid metabolic process
Cellular component (GO): cytoplasm
Molecular function (GO): L-lactate dehydrogenase (NAD+) activity
Source: RefSeq, a predicted model, not a curated record
CCUUGAGCCUGCGUCCUUGGUGAGGAUUGAGCGCGGCGGCCGCCACCUCCCCGCGAGCCCCGGGAACGCCCCUUCCGCUGCGGAGCCCUCAUUGCUGAGACCCGAGCCGCGGCGGCUGUUGUACCAUCGCCUCUCCCCGCGCCCAGCCUCGUCGAACACCAUGGCUACUCUCAAGGAGAAACUGAUCACUCCGGUUGCUGAGGCAGCCACGGUCCCGAACAACAAGAUAACGGUUGUGGGGGUUGGACAGGUUGGGAUGGCCUGUGCUAUCAGCAUCCUUGGAAAGGGUCUUUGUGAUGAGCUUGCUCUGGUUGAUGUUCUGGAAGACAAACUUAAAGGAGAAAUGAUGGAUUUACAGCAUGGGAGCUUGUUCCUUCACACUCACAAGAUUGUGGCAGACAAAGACUAUGCUGUCACAGCCAACUCCAAGAUUGUGGUAGUAACUGCGGGAGUUCGUCAGCAAGAGGGGGAGAGUCGUCUCAACCUGGUUCAGAGGAACGUGAAUGUCUUCAAAUUCAUCAUUCCUCAGGUUGUCAAAUACAGCCCCAACUGCACCAUCCUGGUGGUCUCCAACCCAGUGGAUAUAUUAACCUAUGUCACAUGGAAGCUGAGUGGCCUGCCAAAACAUCGUGUGAUUGGAAGUGGCUGCAAUCUAGAUACAGCUAGAUUUCGCUAUUUGAUGGCUGAGAGACUUGGCAUCCACCCAACCAGCUGCCAUGGCUGGAUCUUGGGGGAACAUGGUGAUUCAAGUGUUGCUGUUUGGAGCGGAGUUAAUGUGGCAGGUGUUUCUCUCCAGGAGCUGAAUCCUGCUAUGGGAACUGACAAAGAUCCAGAGAACUGGAAGGAGGUCCAUAAGCAAGUGGUUGAAAGUGCCUAUGAGGUAAUCAAACUUAAGGGAUACACAAACUGGGCUAUUGGCCUUAGCGUUGCUGAGCUCUGUGAGACCAUGUUGAAGAACUUGUGCCGGGUUCAUUCAGUCUCAACACUGGUAAAGGGAAAGUAUGGGAUUGAGAAUGAUGUCUUCUUGAGCCUUCCUGCUGUCCUAAGUGCCUCUGGAUUGACAAGUGUCAUCAACCAAAAGCUGAAGGAUGAUGAGGUGGCUCAGCUGAAGAAGAGCGCGGAUACAUUAUGGAACAUCCAGAAAGAUCUCAAAGAUCUGUAACUCAUGAAUGUUUGAUUCAGCAAUAGAAAAACAGUGUUGUGUGCAAAUGUGGGCUCUACUUGCUACACAUCUCUGUGGUUAACAUUUAAUGCUCUUCCAGACUGAACUUUGUCCACAGUAGCUAAACAUAUGCUUGCUGUAACGCACAGACCUUAUGAACAAAUAAAGCAACUUUUCAGGCA